AUGAAUCCAAAAGUGCCGGCGAUAUCGACGUUUCUCAGCGUAUCUGGCUAUUACUGCAUCGAUACAAUACUCUUUUCGGAUCGAAAUGUGGCGAGGGACGAGGAUGGCAGCUCGCUACACCAGCUGAAGCGAUGGAGCUCAUGCAAGUUCGCUAUGGUGUGUCGCACGAGUGCUUCGCUUCCCCAUUGAAUGCAACAAUGCCGUCUUUUUGUUCGCUCUUCUAUGACACUGACCGCUUCUUUGGGAGUGUCGGGUCCUUCUUCCGACUACCCACGACUGACUUCCCCCACGCCUGUGAGAUUGGACCCCCUUAUGAGCCAGGCUUGAUGUUGAAGGCAGCUCGAAAGGUAGAGAAGAUCCUGGCCGAGACCUGUAAAACAUUCGUAUUCGUUGUUCCCGAUUGGGAGGAUUGUGAGAGUAUUGACACCGUGAAGCAGAGCAAGUAUAAUGUUGGAAAUCUGAGUUUGAGGAAAGAGGAGCAUCGAUACAAGAAUGGUUUCCAACAUAUGGUGCUCAAAGAAUCUCUGAAGCAUUCGAUGUGCGAGACGCCUACACUAAUUGCGUGGCUCAGUACCAGUGGUGUGAAGAUAUCUACUGACGAUUAUCAAGAAAUGAGACAGUCUUGGCAACCGAUGGCCUAA
Molecule: messenger RNA, 641 nt
Organism: Perkinsus marinus ATCC 50983
Lineage: Eukaryota; Perkinsozoa; Perkinsida; Perkinsidae
Exons: 3
Molecular function (GO): RNA polymerase II C-terminal domain binding; mRNA (2'-O-methyladenosine-N6-)-methyltransferase activity
Source: RefSeq, a predicted model, not a curated record